AUGGAGCCGCAUUCUCAGCUGCCGGACGGCGUCAGUAGACAGCUAGGCGUCGUGAUGCUGCAGGACAACGAGUUCUUCCUCUCGUGCGACCCUCACCUGAACAAGUAUGAGGCCAAGGGCGAAGUGACCGAGCCACAAAUCCCUGCAGGUGUAAACGCACAUGGCCCCACAAGGUCUUAUGAGGUGACAGACCAGGUUGAGAACAUACCCAAGGGCAUUUGGGGCUCUACUGUCGUCUCUACAUAUGAGUUCACGAACAUCGAAAACGGCGUGUUCUCACGCGUCAAGAGUCCUCUUGGAGUGCGUAUUGAUACCCUCUGGGAGAUCAAGGAGGCCGAGGGUGGCAAGCUGGACUUGGUCCAGGCUGCAGAAAUCAGUUGCACAAAGCCAUUGAUGUCGCUGGUCAAGGGCCGUUGUGAGGCUGGAUGGGGUAAAAUCCACGCCAAGAUGUUGGAGCGACUCCAGAACGACGCGAAAGCUGCCGCAUGA
Messenger RNA from Diaporthe batatas, 489 nucleotides. RefSeq lists its product as uncharacterized. The record is from RefSeq and is a predicted model, not a curated record. Lineage: Eukaryota; Fungi; Ascomycota; Sordariomycetes; Diaporthales; Diaporthaceae. Bases 1 to 489 code for a protein of 162 amino acids. The transcript has 2 exons.